Molecule: messenger RNA, 5193 nt
Organism: Toxorhynchites rutilus septentrionalis
Lineage: Eukaryota; Metazoa; Arthropoda; Insecta; Diptera; Culicidae
Exons: 2
Coding region: 1-5193 (1730 amino acids)
Biological process (GO): DNA integration
Molecular function (GO): nucleic acid binding
Source: RefSeq, a predicted model, not a curated record
AUGGCAGAAACGCGGACGGCGGCGCAGAUGCUAUCCCGGCGUGAGACGCUGCUUACAUCGCUGGGUCGGGCAGAAGCUUUCAUCGAAGGAUAUGUUGCAGAACGGGACCAAGCGCAGGUUUCAGUGCGUCUUCAAUACCUCGACGGCAUCUGGAAUGGGCUCGAAGCUGUGCAGGCGCAGCUCGAGGACAACGAAACUACGGAUGAAGGUAGGGCAGAGCAUGCAUGUGUUCGUGAGCAGUUUGAAUCUCGGCUGUUUGAAAUUAAAGCUAGUCUCCUUGCAAAAUUACCUCCGCUUCCCGUUAUUCAAGACCACAGCCCUCCUCCCAUUCGUAGUUCCUCCACUCUCUCUGGUAUCAAGUUGCCUACGAUCUCUUUGCCCGAAUUCGACGGUGAUUACAUGCAAUGGCUUGCAUUCCACGACACUUUCAUGGCGCUCAUUCACUCGAAUCCGGAGUUGCCGGAUAUUCAGAAGUUCCACUAUCUACGAGCAGCUGUCAAGGGUGAAGCUGCUCAGCUGAUAGAAUCCAUCGGAAUCAGUUCCGUCAACUACGCUUUGGCUUGGAGGACUUUGGAGAGCCGCUACUCUAACGACUAUUUGCUGAAGAAGAGACACCUGCAGGCGCUCUUCGACAUCCCUCGCAUGAAGAAGGAGUCCGCUGCGACGUUGCAUAGCCUGGUGGAUGACUUCGAGCGGCAUACGAAGAUUCUGCAGCAGCUGGGGGAACCAACCGAUUCCUGGAGCGCCAUCUUGGAGCAUCUUCUGUGCACGCGACUGCACGACGACUCACUGAAGGCUUGGGAGGACCACGCGUCAACAGUGGAGAACCCGGACUACGCCUGUCUCAUCGAUUUCCUGCAGAGGAGAACCCGAGUGCUGGAAUCCAUUUCGGUGAAUCACCAUACCGCCGAGUCUUCAAGUGGUCAUUCUCAUUCGUCGAAGAGAAAUCACUCUCAUUCCCAGUUUCGCCUCACUUCUUGCGCAUCGACUACCAGCUCUGGGGGUAAGUGCAGUGCUUGCAACGAAGCGCACUUCAUCGCGAGGUGUUCCAAGUUUCAAAGCCUUCCGAUGAGAGAUCGACAUAAGUUGGUGACUUCCAAACGGCUAUGCCACAACUGUUUGAGCAGUGGACACUUCGUUCGCAAUUGUUCCUCCACUCUCAACUGUCGCAAAUGUAAUCGACGGAAUCACACUUUUCUCCAUGAAACUGAUUCACGAAAAGCCAGUAGCCAAAAUGCUUCUUCUGGUUCAACAGCAGUCUCGUCAGGGUCAUCUUCCACUCCAUCACCUACGAUCGAACCUUCUACGCAAUCUAUAGUCGCUGCUGCCGAAAAUGCUCCACCUGUCGAGGUCAGUACUGCUCUACAACAGCCCCGUGAGAACGUCUUUCUGCUCACCGUUGUCGUGAAGGUCAUCGGUUCCCACGGUUCGGAAUAUCUCGCUCGCGCUCUCCUGGACAGUGCAUCGCAACCAAACCUCAUCACAGAUCGGAUGGCGAGGAUUCUACGACUACGUCGACAGUCUGCAAAUGUAACGGUCCAAGGGGCAGGUCAGCUUUCGAAAUCGAUCACUGAAUCCGUCUUCGCUCAGGUGCAAUCCAGGAAGGGCAACUUUUCUUGUGGUGUGAAUUUGCUCGUGAUGGAUAAAGUGACCGCCGAUCUUCCGUCGCAAAGCAUUUCCACUGCAGGAUGGAAAAUUCCGGAGGAUCUCUUCAUGGCUGAUCCUUCGUUCAACGAGAGCCAACCAAUAGAUAUGGUUCUAGGCGCCAGGCACUUCUACUCCUUCUUCCCCAGCAACGAACGCAUCCAGCUUGACAGAAACGUCCCACUUCUGGUCAAUAGCGUCUUCGGAUGGAUCGUGGCCGGUACUUCGUAUGCUGGCCCAUCCACGCAGGCAUCGAUGCCAACCGCCUCGUGUAGUGAAGUUGAGAUUUCCAUGGUUUCUCUGGAGGAAUGUUUGGAGAGAUUCUGGCGAACAGAGGAGCUGACCAACACCGAUACAUAUUCUGUAGAGGAGCGAAGAUGCGAGACCCUGUAUCAGUCUACUGUCUCCCGAAAUGAAGAAGGACGCUACAUCGUGCGUUAUCCCCGCAAACCCGACUUUGAAGUCAUGAUUGGUGAAUCCCGAAACAAUGCCCAGCGACAAUUCGAACACUUGGAAAAGCGACUGGAACGGGAUCCACAUUUGAAAGAAGAAUAUCGCAAGUUUAUCAAGGAGUAUAUCUCUCUCGGCCACAUGCGGUUGGUCGAAGCUGACGAUGAUGAUGCUCCUGCGUACUACCUGCCCCACCACCCCGUAGUUAAGGAGGAAAGUACGACGACCAAGGUUCGGGUCGUGUUUAACGGCUCAGCGAAAACUUCCACCGGCUUCUCGCUUAAUGAAGCUCUUUGCGUGGGUCCCGUGGUGCAGGACGAUCUGCUGGAUAUUAUUCUUCGAUUCCGUACCUUCCCCAUCGCUCUCGUUGCCGACAUUGCCAAAAUGUACCGGCAAAUACUCGUACACCCCGAUGACGUCAGGUUCCAGCGCAUCCUGUGGCGAUUUUCCGGGAAAACACCAAUUCAAGUAUACGAGUUGCUAACCGUGACGUACGGCUUGGCUCCAUCUUCCUACCUGGCCACACGCACACUGCAGCAGCUAGCGGAAGACGAAGGCGCAGCGUAUCCGAUUGGCGGUCCAGCGCUCAAGAAGAACUUCUACGUGGACGACUUCAUUGGUGGUGCCCAAUCUAUUGAAGAAGCGAUCCGUCUGCGUACCGAGCUCGACGAGCUACUACCGAAGGGUGGUUUCGAGUUGCGGAAGUGGGCCUCUAACCGUCUUGAGGUGUUGCAAGGUCUCAGCAACGAGCAAAUGCAGUUCAGCGAUGCAGUUCCAACCAAGCGGUCCAUUCUGUCCGAUACAGCCAGGCUUUUCGAUCCUCUUGGACUCAUCGCCCCGGUGGUCGUUCGUGCUAAAAUCGUUAUCCAGGAAUUAUGGCUGCUUUCCUGCGACUGGGAUGACCCGGUACCAGAACCCCUCCGUUCGAAAUGGGAAUCUUAUCAACAGGAGCUAUUGAAGAUCUCCGAACAUCGUGUAGAUAGAUACGCCCUUCUUUCCGAUUCCGUCGUUCAGAUGCAUACUUUCGCUGAUGCAUCCCAGUCCGCAUAUGGUGCCUGCACCUACGCCCGAUGCGAAGACAGACAAGGACGAGUAAGAAUCCAGCUUCUAGCUUCGAAGUCCCGUGUAGCGCCGCUGAAACGAAUCACAAUCGCCCGCUUGGAACUGUGUGCGGCUGUGAUGGCCGCUCAUCUACACUCUCGCAUCAAGAAUGCCAUUGACAUCAAGGUUUCCGCUUCUUACUUCUGGUCGGAUUCCUCAGUGACACUGCAUUGGUUGCGGUCACCUCCAAACGUCUGGCCUACAUACGUGGCAAACCGAGUGGCUGAAAUACAGCAGUACACACAAGGCUGCGAAUGGAAGCAUGUUCGUGGAGUUGACAACCCUGCCGACUUGGUCUCUCGAGGAAUGACGGUCGAAGACUUCCUGAACAGCGACUUGUGGAGUCGUGGUCCCGAUUGGUUAUCUCAGCCAUCUCAAAGCUGGCCAAUUUCGAUUCCUCCGGGUGUUCCAAAGGAAGAGUUGGAGGUGAAAACCAUCGUGGCAGUCACUCAAGCGUCAUCAACAAUCAAUCCGUGGUUCUCUCGCUGGUCCUCCUAUAGUCGCUUGCUUCAUAUCGUCGGAUACUGUAUGCGCUUCGUCAGAAACACCCGAUCGAAAGUCCGCACACAACCUUCACACUCAGCUGUUCCCACUUCACACCUGCUCACCGUAGAGGAGAUCAAUAAGGCCAAAGCAUAUCUGACCCGAUUGGCCCAGGAAGAUGGCUAUUCCGCCGAAAUAAAGCAGCUGAAGGAGGGGAAGCCCGUUUCCAAACAGUCGCACAUCCGUAAAAUGACUCCAUUCUUCGAUCCAGAGGGAGUCUUGAGAGUGGGAGGACGUCUUGAAUUUGCUCUUAUGCCCUACCAAGCUAAACAUCCUGCCCUAAUCCCUACUAACCAUCCGUUCACCCACCUAAUCGCUGAACACUUCCAUCGCAAACUGCUUCACGGCGGCGGGCGCUUUCUGUUGACUGCCAUUCGCGAGGAGUAUUGGCCACCCAGAGGUCGAAGGCUCGUCCACAGUGUGGUUCGGAACUGCUUCCGAUGUACACGUCUCAACCCAGUACCGGCUCAGCAGCAAAUUGGACAGCUGCCUUUCCAUCGAGUCGUUCCAAGCCGUCCGUUCAGCAUCACGGGAGUUGACUACGCUGGUCCUGUAUAUCUUCGCCCAAUCCACAAACGCGCCUCGUCAUCAAAAGCGUAUCUGUGCCUCUUUGUGUGCUUUUCGACCAAAGCAGUGCACUUAGAGUUGGUCAGCGACCUAUCUACUCAAGGUUUCCUGACUGCUCUUCGACGCUUUAUUGCCCGACGUGGAAGGCCUUCCCGCAUCUAUUCGGACAACGGGAAGAACUUCGAAGGAGCAAGAAACGAGCUAGCUGAGAUGUUCGCCAAAUUCCACGACCGAGCCCAGCAGGACGAAAUCAUUGCCACCUGCAACGACGAAGGUAUCACCUGGCACAUGGUUCCUCCAAAAGCUCCACAUUUCGGUGGCCUGUGGGAGGCAGCCGUCAAAGUGGCGAAAAAGCACCUCUACCGAACCCUGGGAACAACUCGCUUAUCGUUCGAGGAAAUGGCCACCGUCCUCACGCAAAUUGAAGCAGCCAUGAACAGCCGACCAUUGCUUCCGAUGACCGAAGACCCCAACGACGUGGCCGCUUUGACUCCAGCUCAUUUCCUCAUCGGAUCAUCGCUGCUUGCUCUGCCCGACCCAGAUCUGCGACACCUGCCUGCGUACAAACUUGACCACUACCAGCAGCUGCAACUGCAUGCGCAGCAAUUCUGGAUGCAUUGGAAGAAGGAGUAUCUGCAAGAGCUGCUGAAGGACACCCGAUGUUGGAUGCGCAACAACGACAUUACUCCGGGAAAGCUUGUCAUCGUAGUCGACGAGAUGCAACCACCGAUUCGAUGGCCCCUUGCUCGGAUCGAAGCCAUCCAUCCUGGAGGUGAUGGAUUAACGAGGGUUGUUGAUCUACGGACCGCUGGUGGCGGUAUCAUCACUCGACCUAUCGUCAAGAUCUGCAUGCUUCCGUGUUCCAUGGGCACCCAGAACGACGAAUAA